UCUCCCGCAUCCACCGUUGGAGCUUGCCCCACGUCUCUUACGGCGGCAUAGCUUGGGCAACUGAACGGAUCAGACCCUUUAAAGCUGCCCUGCAUGGCCACGCGUAGCCGUCUUAAUCACUUUGCUAAUCCCAUACACACAACUAACCGCUGCGCAGCUCCAGACACCCUCCAGCACCCCUCUCGAUCCCUAUAGCUCACCAUGCCGGCCCCCGCAGUGUCAGACAGCAAGGCGCACAAGUUCAACCCUACCUUCACACAACAGGUCCUCGCCGCAACAGGGCCCAACGUCAAUCCCCGCGUUAAGCAGCUCACACACAGCCUGAUCCAGCACCUGCACGACUAUGCGCGCGAGAAUGAACUCACAGUCGACGAAUGGAUGGCAGGCGUCGAGCUCAUGAACGAAGCAGGCCGCAUGUCCGACUCCAAGCGCAACGAAGGCCAACUCCUCUGCGACGUGCUGGGCCUGGAGUCCCUCGUCGACGAAAUCACAUACAAGCUCGCCACUGACGCGGCCGACGAGCCCACCGCCACCGCCAUCCUGGGCCCUUUUUACAGGCACAACGCACCGCAGCUCGCCAUGGGCGAGUGCAUCGUGCAUGGCAUCGAGUCCGGGGACCGGACGUGGAUGCACGGCACCGUCACAGACUUCUCCACCGGCCAGCCGCUCGCCGGCGCGGUCAUCGAUGUCUGGCACACAGCGCCCAACGGGCUGUACGAGCAGCAGGAUCCGGACCAGCCGGACAUGAAUCUGCGCGGCCGCUUCACAACGGGCGAGGACGGGAAGUACGAUUUCUACUGCCUAAGGCCGGUGCCGUAUCCCAUUCCGUUUGAUGGGCCUGCAGGCAAGGUGCUGAAGGCGCUGGAUCGCCAUCCGUUCAGGCCGGCACACAUCCACUUCUUGCUCACAGCCCCCGGUCACAAGCCCAUUGUGACACAAAUCUUCGAUCGCAGCAGCAAGUACAUCUCCGACGACGCGGUGUUCGCAGUCAAGGAUUCGCUGUUGGUGGACUUUGUGCCGUUCGAGGGCGAUCCCAAGGCCGAAUUUGAGCUGCCGUAUGAUUUCAAGAUGGCGGCGUUUGGGGAGGCGACGGAGGGGUCCACGGAGGAGAGUGCUGCUGCAUAGGUGUGCGGGAGAUUUGUAGUAUACCCGAAAUGGAAGUGAUUAUCGGGCAUUGAUUCUGGAUGGUCAGAUGUGUAAUGGGGGUUCGGGUGGCG
Boeremia exigua is the source of this 1217-nucleotide messenger RNA. RefSeq names its product Intradiol ring-cleavage dioxygenase. Lineage: Eukaryota; Fungi; Ascomycota; Dothideomycetes; Pleosporales; Didymellaceae. Gene Ontology annotation, molecular function: catechol 1,2-dioxygenase activity; ferric iron binding. The record is from RefSeq and is a predicted model, not a curated record. The transcript has 3 exons. Gene Ontology annotation, biological process: catechol-containing compound metabolic process. The coding region runs from base 202 to 1125 and encodes 307 amino acids.